Messenger RNA from Paraglomus occultum, 999 nucleotides. The record is from the annotation of a GenBank genome assembly. NCBI's taxonomy places the organism in Eukaryota, Fungi, Glomeromycota, Glomeromycetes, Paraglomerales, Paraglomeraceae.
AUGUCUCAACCUAUAUUAAUCCCCUACUUUGUAUAUCACUCCGUUCGAUUGGCAUACACCUCGACACCAAGCGGUGAAGAAGACUUUUUGCCCUUGAUGCUUAAGGGAUAUGAAUCAAUAUUAGCCUAUUGUGCUCCUGUGUUUAUAAUAAUAGAGGGCCUUGCGACAUCAUUGGUCUUAGAAGUGGCUCGGAAAGCAGUGAAAAAACGUGACCAUUUACAGCUUCCAUUAUUCAUAGGUUCAAUAGUCUUAUACCUUGUAUCGGGACUGGCUGUGACUUAUGUUUACAAUACCAAUUGGGUCGAUUCACUGUCAGCAACUCUUGUGGGGGUGUCAUUAACGUUAACGAUAUCCAUUACUGUGUUUUUGUUUGUCGGUCGGAAAGGUGUCAUUACAGAUACAGCCUUAAUGUUUACGUAUAUAGUGUAUUGCAUCGCGAUGAUGUCCUUUGAUUGGCAAAAUGCGCGUGAUAAACCAUCGCCGACUGAAACAAUCCAAUCGGACGGUUCACUUCCUCUGCCGUUGAUGAUAUUCAGAAAAUUAGAUUUCGAACAUGUUGUAGGCUUUAUCGUUCAAUAUGUACAAUCGGUCAAAUUUGUAUCGGCUAUCCAAAAAACCCUCGCAUUGGACGUGUUUGUGGCCCUUGUUUAUCGCAUGAGUGUUUUCAUAUCAGCUGCUUAUUUUGUAUCCAAGUUUAAGCAAGCGAGAUUGGAAGCCGAGGCUGGGAUUAGUCACAAGGACGACGAAGAGAUUGGGCUGAGGUUCCUCAAUAUAAUUACUUCAAUCACAACACCGACGCUCAUUGCUGUCUAUACACAUUUGCUCUUGUGCCAUUUUGGAUAUUUAGACGGUAGAAACUUCAUAUGGCGAUGGCUUAACAUAUUUUGUUUUCUCUUCAUUCAUACUGCAGAGAUAUUAUAUGACGAUGACGAUGCUUGGGAUUUUGAAAAGGAAGGAUUGGGGAGAAGGUUCUUUGACGAUUAUUAUGAGGCUGAUUGA